This is a messenger RNA of Sorghum bicolor (sorghum), 1895 nucleotides long. RefSeq names its product E3 ubiquitin-protein ligase ATL4. The record is from RefSeq and is a predicted model, not a curated record. Lineage: Eukaryota; Viridiplantae; Streptophyta; Magnoliopsida; Poales; Poaceae. The transcript has a single exon. Bases 370 to 1566 code for a protein of 398 amino acids.
GAUUAUACUCCAGGAGUAGGAGUACUUGUCAAGAAAGAGCAGAGAUCAGUUUUACUCAAUUACACAAUCAGUGUAGCUGUGCAGCUGUGGAGUGCAGACGUGGAUUGGUUUACACGGCUGACUGAGUGACCUGACCUCCUCCGCCAUUCGGGCAGCUUGGGAUCGGAGUGACUGACCGCGCUGAGCUGAGCACACCCGGCAAGGCGGCAACCACUAUUACUCCCGCGCCCGCGCCGGCCUCUGUUUCCGCACCGUGCCACGCACUCCAAAGAUCCGCGCGAAUAAAAGCCGCGGCACCCCUGUCCCGGCCGGGUCUCGCGGUGAAACCCAUCGUCCCUAUCCAGGCAGCGGCAGCUAGCCUCGCUCGCCAUGUCCUCCUCCUCCUCCUCCUCCUCCUCCCUGUCUCUACAGCCGCCUCCCGCCGGUGCAAUCGGCGGCACUUCCCCCUACUCCGCGUCCACGUCUUUCCUCCCCUCGUUCAUGAUCAUCGCCGCGCUGCUCGCCUUCGUGUUCCUCGCCUCCGUCUCCAUCCACCUCCUGCUCCGCUUCCUCUCCGACCGCUCCUCCUCGUCGUCGUCGUCUGGACCUCCGCUCCCGCGGACCCACCGCGACGAAGCGGGCUCGGCGGGGAGUACGAUGGACGCGUCGUCCGCGGCGAGGCCUGCCGCUACCGCGGCUGCUCCAGCCGACGCAGCGAAGAAGGAGGCGGCGGCGGGCGACGACGAGAAGCAGCGGCUGAUCGACUCGCUGCCGCUGUUCACGAUGGCGUCGUCGCUGGCGGCGCUCCCCAAGAGCUCGCCCGACUGCGCCGUCUGCCUGUCGCCGUUCACGCCCGACGCCGAGCUGCGGCUGCUGCCCGCGUGCCGCCACGCGUUCCACGCCGCGUGCGUCGACGCCUGGCUGCGCACCACGCCGUCCUGCCCGCUCUGCCGCGCCGCCGUCGUCGCGUUCCCGCACCCCUCGCUCUCCGCCAUGCUCGCCGCCGCGCAGCAGCAGCGGCCGGCGUCGCCGAGGACCAGGGACCCGCGGUCCGGGUCGAGCUUCCUCGUCGAGAUGGGCACCGUCAGCAGCAGCCGCGGCUCGCCCGUGGCGGCCGGCGGCGGUGGCGGGGACAGGAACAGGAACAGCCGCACCUACUCGCUCGGCUCUUUCGACUACCAAAUCGACGAGGAGGUGGAAGCCGUGGUGUCCCGCGUCGCGCGCAUCACCGCGAGGGAAUCCAGCACCGUCAAGGAGGAGAUGGAGAAGCCUUCGGGUGAAGAGGUGUCGGCACGGCCGCCGGCGCCGGCGCCGUCUCCGCCGCCUCCAGGCGAGACGGUGGCCGAGGCGGCGGGCUCCUCGCGCGGGUGGCUGCGGGAGUACGUGGACCGGCUGGCGUCGUCCGCCUACACGUUGUCGGAGCGGUGGAGCUCCCGCUGGAGCCAGGGGCAGAGCCAGCAGCAGCGGCAGGAAGAGCCGUGGCUGUGGGACACGGAGGCCGCGGACAUGUCGGCGGCGCCGGGGUCCGACGAGGAGGAGGAGGAGACGGCGUUCAUGGUGAUGUACCGCUGGAUCGCCGGGGUGUAAACGUAGUCGAGUUGAGGUGAUCCAAAUGUUUUGGAACCUUCUGUUGACUGUGAUGCAUGGCAUAGUAGGCGUAAGCAAGCAGCAGUGAGAGUAUCAGCACAUAUUAGAUCAUGGGUAUCCUCGGAGUUCGCAUUUUGGAACGCCGAGGAGAUAAGAAGACGCCAAGAAAAACGGAUACGAGGAUGUGCUUGCAUGUUAGCUACUGUAGCAUAAACUGUAGGAGAUAAGUUACUUUUCUGUGGUUCGUUGCAUUUUCACCCUCCAAGGAUGUCUGGAUGUGGCUGUCAUCUGUCUUACACUCUGAGUGUGGACCGUUCGGUUUGUCACAA